Messenger RNA from Akanthomyces muscarius, 1155 nucleotides. RefSeq lists its product as uncharacterized. The record is from RefSeq and is a predicted model, not a curated record. NCBI's taxonomy places the organism in Eukaryota, Fungi, Ascomycota, Sordariomycetes, Hypocreales, Cordycipitaceae. The transcript is spliced from 2 exons. The coding region runs from base 1 to 1155 and encodes 384 amino acids.
AUGAAUCGCGCAUUUCUUCUCUCCUCUGCAUGGCUGGCCGGCCUGGGCGCCGCGGCCAGGUCGCCAAAUCUAAUCUUCAAUCUCUACACGAUUCCGAGCUGCUCCUAUUGGUACGACAACGAGGACGGGCACCGCAGCUGCGAAUUCGAGCGCAACGUCUGGAGUGUCUCCCCGGAGGCCAUGGCGCGCUGGAACCCAGACCUCACCGUCGACUGCGAGGGGUGGACCAAGGGGCACUCGUACUGCGUGGCCGUCCAGGCAGAGCGCCUCGCCUCGAGCAGGACCACGGCCGCGAGCACCACCGUUCCUGCUCCGUCGCCGCUCUGGACAGACCUGGAUUGCUACAACGACGAGCUUUGGCCUCCGCUGGAAACCCAACUGCCCUCGCCAAAGGGCAAGGACCUGACCCGCGCCAAGUGCGAAACUUCUUGCUGGGACGCUGGGUACCCGUAUGCCGGCUUCAAAGCAGGCACGGAAUGCUGGUGCGGAUAUCUCGUCCGCGGAGCCGAAAUCGCACCGCGCGCAGAAUGCAACGCCCCCUGCGCGGGCAACUCCUCCGAGCUUUGCGGCGGCCGUGGCGUCUUUAACAUGGUCGAGGGGAGAGUGCCAUAUGCGUCUACCACGACGACGGCCCCAACACCGACUUUGAGCUACUCGUCUGAAACGGCGCCUCCGCUGUGGACGGAUCAUCAAUGCUACAAGGACGCGUCGAGACAUCCUUUUCAGACCAAGCUGGCGUCUCCGACCGGCGACGAGUUGACACGGAGUAAUUGUGAAGAUGCUUGCUGGAGGGCUGGGCAUCGAUUCGUCGGGUUCAAAGCAGGUGUCGAGUGUUGGUGCGGGGACUAUGUCGCCGGGGACAGAAGCCCGUCCCCCGCAGACUGCAAUGUGCCCUGCGCAGGCAACUCGUCCGAGAUGUGCGGUGGAGAUGGCGUGUUUAAUGUGGUCGAGGGCAAUGAUCCUCCCUGGACUCCCACUCCAACUUUGGGUUCCUCUUCCACAUCGGCGUCGACGUCUUCAAGGGUAGGUUCACCUGCACGCACAACGAGCGCAGCAGCCACAGCAACAUCGCCGUCUUCAUCUGCACCUACUACCAAGCCUCCUUUCUGGAUAUCGCUCGCCCUGGCGGCUGUCCAGAUGGCGAGGCGCAGAUAA